Molecule: messenger RNA, 1806 nt
Organism: Capronia coronata CBS 617.96
Lineage: Eukaryota; Fungi; Ascomycota; Eurotiomycetes; Chaetothyriales; Herpotrichiellaceae
Exons: 2
Coding region: 1-1806 (601 amino acids)
Biological process (GO): carbohydrate metabolic process
Cellular component (GO): beta-galactosidase complex; vacuole; cell wall
Molecular function (GO): beta-galactosidase activity
Source: RefSeq, a predicted model, not a curated record
AUGCCGAUUCCACACCUCCAACCCACGCCCACGGGCAAGCAGCUCAUAGUAGAUGACAAGCCCUUUCUCAUGCUCGCUGGCGAGCUGCAAAACUCUUCCAUGUCAUCUGCCGAGUACAUGCGUACUGUGUGGCAGAAGCUGACCGCGGCCAGCGUGAAUACGGUCUUGGGCGCCGUACAAUGGGAGCAGAUUGAACCCGAGGAAGGUAAAUUUGAUUUUGCUGAGUUGGACCAAGUCAUCUUCGAUGCCAGACAACAUGGUCUUCGGCUGGUCCUCUUGUGGUUUGGGUCUUUCAAGAAUGCCACGUCCAUUUAUACACCUGGAUGGGUGAAAACAAAUCAGAAAAGAUUCCCUCGCGCGAGACUCCGACAAGCCGGUGGAAGGAUAGAGAUAGCCGACACGCUGUCCGUCUUCCAAGAGGAAGGGCCCGCAGCCGAUGCCAGAGCCUUUACAAAGCUCAUGGAGCACAUCAUGGAGAUAGAUGAGCAGCAUUCGACAGUCAUCAUGGUGCAGGUCGAAAACGAAUGUGGCAUCCGUGGCGACUCUAGGGAUGGCAGUCGAUUGGCUGACGCCAGGUACUAUGCUCCCGUGCCUCAAGAUCUGCUUUCAUUCUUGAGCAACGACUGGGAGAACCUGCACCCAUCGCUGAAGGCCAAUCUGCAGCAUUCCAAAUUCAAGACCACAAUCUCCGACAGCUCAAAGAACAAGUCAUGGGAGUCGGUCUUCGGCACAGGCGCGCAGACCGACGAGCUCUUCAUGGCAUACCAUUACGCGCGAUACGUCGAGAAGGUCACAAGCGCCGGCAAAGCGGCGUACCCGCUCCCGAUGUACGCCAACGUGUGGCAAAACUACAAGGGCGAGGACAAGGACCUCAACUUCAAAGGCGUGGUCGUGGCCGGCGGCGGCGCGCCAGGCGAGUACCCGUCCGGAGGCGGCGUGGCCAACGUGCUCGACGUCUGGCAGCAGUUCGCGCCUUCGUUGGACUUCGUCGCGCCCGACGUCUACCUCAACGACUACGUCAGUUCGUGCCGCAAAUACCGCCACCGCAACCAGCCGCUGUUUAUCCCCGAGCAGCGGCGUGACGAGUACGGUGCCCGGCGCGUGUGGGCGGCCUAUGGCACGUACGCCGCGCUCGGGACCGCCCCGUUCGGCAUCGACACCCUCGACCCGGCCACCAACCCGUUCAAGCUGCAUUACGGCCUCCUGGCCCAGAUGGCCCCCUACGUCCUCGCCGCACAGGCUCGCCCGAAUGCCAGCUUCGGCUUCUUCUUCGACGAGCUCGCUGCCGACGGCUCCGACCCGAGCCCGCCCAUCACGACGUUCUUUGGCGACUGGGUCGUCCGGGUCGAACGGUCGUUUGUCUUCGGUCGUCCGGGACCGGGCUUCGGCAUGAUCAUCCACCAGGGCGGUGCGCGCUUCCUGUUGAUCGGCUCCGGCUUCCAGCUGGUCUUCUCGUCCCGCGACCCUGGCAAGACGUUCACGGGCAUUCUGCGCUACCGGGAAAAGAUCGUCGUCGGCCCCGGUGAGCUGGCGGACGGCCGCGUGCUCAACGGCGACGAGACCCGCACGGGGAAGUUGGUCAUCAUGCCGGGCGAGGACCCGGACUAUGGCGGUUACCCUAUCUGUGUGACCAUCCCGGCGAGGACCCGCGUCGCCGAGGUCGAGAUCUACGCUCUGGGAGAGGAGGAGAACGACGACGACGACGACGAAGCCGGACUGAAUGGAGUUGAUGGACCGGUUGAUGACGAUGACGGGUUCUCCUUGGUGGAAAGACUGAAGAAGCAAACCAUCGCUGCGGUCAAUUGA